UACUUCUUGUGAAUGAUAUUCCCACGUUUUUAAACUUUUUUAAUCUUAGCAUUUAUAGUUUAUUGGGAUUGGCCAGAGUAUUUGAUAAAGUAAGCCCCUGAUCUAAUCUUAUUUGAGAAAGUAACCAUCUGUUGAAACCUUAAUAAUAGAUCCAGAGGAGAAAGCUAUGGUGAUUUCUGUAGAUGAGAACCCUUCUUCUACUGUAGUGGAGGGAGCCGCAUCAGUUAUUUCUGUUCCCAAUGACGAAAAUGUCAGGGAUGAAACAGCAUUGCCACUCCUCAGCGAUCUCUGUGAGAAGGCUGUAUUGGCUUACUCUCCAUGCUUCGCAUUCUCCCUACUACCUGGUGACCUUAAGCUCAAGAUACUCCAGUUACUUCCUAGUAUUGAUGUUGCGAGAUUUGGCCGUGUUUCUUCAGAACUGAGAUUUUUGUGUUCCAAUAAUGAUUUGUGGAAACAGAAAAUAGGGGAGGAAUUUACAGAGUCAGAGUACUCACGCUGGGCUUCUAAGUCACUUUGGGCAGAAAAUGAAGAUUGGAAACAAGCAUUUAUAUUGUGUUGGAAGCUUAAGAAAAAGUAUAAGCGGUUGACACAGCUAUAUAUGGAUUUUCCGAGAAGGAACAGGGAUUUUAGAAUGAAUCUGUUCAAAAGACAAAGGAUGGUGUGAGUAGAUCGUCAUCUAUUUUGUGUACAUUAUGAAAGUAAUGUACCUUACGAACCAGACUACAUAGAUCAUUUGGUGACUUGUUUGCGUAUUUCAUGCUUCUUCAGCGGCGAUGCUCGACUGUGGAUCAAUGGAUACGGUAUGUGUCUUAAUGUGUGUAGUUUUUUUUUUAUUGUACCUGUAUAUCUAUUUAUUUGAAUGUUAAUUGGAUUUCUCCAGUUGUGAACAAGAGUCAAACAAUAUUCAGUUUCCCCUUGCUUACAUAAGCAUCUUGAAUGAAAUUCUAUCUCGUUUGGUUGCACGU
This is a messenger RNA of Papaver somniferum (opium poppy), 965 nucleotides long. Its product is annotated as putative F-box protein At1g23770. The transcript is spliced from 2 exons. The coding region runs from base 167 to 664 and encodes 165 amino acids. Lineage: Eukaryota; Viridiplantae; Streptophyta; Magnoliopsida; Ranunculales; Papaveraceae. Gene Ontology annotation, molecular function: protein binding. The record is from RefSeq and is a predicted model, not a curated record.